Amoebophrya sp. A25 is the source of this 6668-nucleotide messenger RNA. The record is from the annotation of a GenBank genome assembly. Lineage: Eukaryota; Dinophyceae; Syndiniales; Amoebophryaceae.
CCAGAGUUGGCCCUGGGUCUGUUUGUUCCUCCGUUAUCCAGCACCGCCGCUCGUUAGACGGCCGCAUAUUACUGAUUGACUGAUGUACUCCGAUGUUAGCAAAAGGAUGGCUUUCUGGAUCUUCUUCCUUCUUAGAACAUGAAAUUUCUGAUAUUUCUUGUUUGUGCAUUUUUGGCUCUCCCUGGUUCUGUUUUUGUGCUGUUAGAAACAGGCCGAAACGCGUCUGUAUGUUCUUUGUUUUCUGAUUCGUAUACAUGUCAAGGCGUAGAACCGACAACAAAAUGACCGAUUACAAAACAUAAAUGACGGAAAUUAUUACCAAAAGUAUUGAUGAAGUUGAAGUCUUCUGGUCUAUCUUUGCAUGGUCUAGAAGCAUUACAAUUAUUGAGAAGAUAGAUUGAAAGUUUGCUAGCAUGAAGGAUGAAGGAUGAAGUUAGUUGAUUUAUUUGAAGUGUAUUCUUUGCCUGACUCUCCUCCCUCUUAGGGGUGAGGCAUGCAAGGUUCAAGCCGAUGUCCGCUUCUCCUAUGAGGCUUUUGACUUCGUUGUGGCAUCCCGCUGGACGAUCUUAGUGUAGUACGGAAUUCAGGGCUUCCCGGUAUUCCUUUCGGUUCCUCACACAUGCGGGGGGAGCCACCAAUUUGGGGGAGGUCUCUCUUUCAGCGUCCUCAACCUCAUAUGGUUUGGCAAUUCUCUCUCUCGUUGGUUCACAAGUUCUACUUUUUUGUGGAUCCUUGACCUUGUCACAUCGAUUCAUCCAGCCGGUAGAUGCGAUGUGUCUAUCAAGGAUGCACAGAGUAGAAGUCAGCCAGCAGUCUGCUAUGACCACGGGGACGUAUGCGUAUCAAAUAUGUAUGAAUUGGUUUUUUUUACUAUCGGACUUUAUAAAGCACGUCGUGGUAGAUUUGAUACGAGCAUGCGCUUUCCCAACCGGAAAAGCGAUGUUGCCGCACGCGAUGCACUGACUGAUUGAUUGCUAUUCAGCAUUUCGAUGUUUAUGAUUAACAAGGUGAAUCUGUGUAUUAGCACCAGCAGGAUUUGUUCUUUUCGUUGUCUGUGAGUGGUCGUCCUCGUCGUCCGCCGAACUAACAUGUGGUGAGAAUUCACUACUACAGCAAAAAAAUGAAAGAUUGCCCUCAGAUGGAACAACCCAUCAGACCAGCAUCAACAGUGAGCCCGACGAUCCUCCCUCGGAGGGACAUGCUGUAGUCUUCCGUGUUCGCGACGUCACUGUGCAAUAUGGAAGAUACGGAAGGGCCCUGCUCUACCAACUUGCUGAACAAAACGGACAAGUCGUCCUCCUCUUGCUGGAUAUGAUGAUCACAAAAUAAGAAUACUUUGUCGAUACAUCCGGCAAACUCCAGGCACAAGCUGAUACGAUGAUAAGGUUAACAAGUCAUCUUCAACGGCGAUCACAUCAUUAGUCGUGGCUGAAUCUUAAAUCACACAAAAGUUCGCUAUAGCAAGCGAUUGAUUACUACAUCUUGAGUUCAUGUUUCAGGAAUGGGCGGUGGAGAAACGACCGCUUGUGAGCCUCGAACAGCUUGUGAGCCUGAAGAAUUGAUAUCGUGUAGCUUGACUUAAUAUGAUCCAGAUCUUCACCUUCAUUGCCGCUAUGUUGAAUCUGCCAACCCUCUCAUGCACGACGACGACCCCGUCGUUCGAUCCAUAUCUUUGUGACAAUCAUCAUCAUCAUCAUCAUCAUCAUCAACUCGGGAGGGGAAUCGAUAAUCCAAUACCCUCAACAUCGUUGAACUGCAAGAAGAUGUCUCUACUUGCUUUUUUGCUUGUUUUUCCAGUGGAGUGUUUCAAUUACUUCGACCAGCUUUAUUGUAACUAAGAAAAUGAUCGAUAAUCAGUACCAGAUGAUUGUACUAAGUACUUCAUUGUUUAUUUGUUGCAGCAGCAGCACUGUCAUAAUUUAGCUUCCAUCAGACCAUUACAGCUAAUUCUGCGUACUAUUUCGUCUGUGAGGACGUAGGGAACAAGCAACAUCACAGUCUUCAGAUUGAAGUAGUGUAGUGGUUACGUAGUUGUUAACGCUUAUCGUAAAGUCUAAGUGUGCAAUAAAAAGAUGAGUCGUGGUCGGUCUCGUGCUUCGCGGGGUCGGUCUCGCAGCCGCGACAGAGCUACAAACCAGAUCGGUGCAGCAUCAAAGCAAAUACAGGUGAGCAAUGCGGACGCAGCGUUCAUUCUCGGCAAGCACGGAAAGACCAAGGUAUUAUUUUUUGCUGCUAGUUAUCGGAAGAGAUUGAUGCUGAGAUGUAUGAACCUGUUGCAGAACGAAAGCCAGAAAGUAGCGGGCACGGAAUAAAGAUACGCAAGAAUGAAUCAAACAAGCACCAGGAAAAAUGUGGAAUCAUGAUCCUCCAAGAAUCCAUCCCUUCAUUAUACUCGUACUCCCUUAACAACUCUCCCGUAACCAAGCAGACAAGUAGACAUGAUCAGGAACAACUUAAAUUUCAACAAAGGUGAAAAUUGCACGGGCAUCCGGUGCCGAAAGCUUGAACUUGGACGACCUAAAGCUCGAAGCACAUGGAACAAAUGAGGCGGUAGACAGGGCAAUAAAAUACGCAAAUUUCCUUAUGGCACAACGGCUAGGUACACUUCUUCAGACACUUUUUACUGAUAUCAUUAUCUUCUUACUGCAGGUGCAACCAUGUCGUUGCCCUGCAGGAGGAAAGACUUUGUUGCUUCCUAAGAGAUUGAAAAUAUUUUGCUCACCGAUUUUGUUUUUGUUGAUACAAGUACAGGGUUGAUAAUGUUGUCUAGUAUUCUUCAUUUGUUGAUUCCUCCGCGCCGUCCGCUGACUUCAUUUCUUGGAGGUACAACCAAAAACACAGGUCCUGUGACUGUGAGUGGCGACAAGGAUAACACAGGAGAUUUGACUCUAUUGGAGGUGCCAAACGACGCCGUUGGUUUCGUCACGGGUCGAGGCGGAAAUUUUUUGCGUGCCAUCGAGGAAGAAUGGUCAGUCCUUAUGUUCUUCGCAGAAUAUGAGAAAAAGUCGAAGUCCGGACGCGAGUCUGAUGUGGAGAUGCUCGCGAUCUUCGGGGCGGACCGACGAAACCGAAGGGGAGCAGAGCUCAAGGUCCUCUCAGCUGUCGAGAGUAAACAUACUGGUUGGUACAAUUAUGGAACAAGACAAGACAAAAAAUUGAAAUAUUAUCACAAGAACCUUCCUCGCUGCCUUCUCGAUGUAGUAGAACAAGUACCAGAUGAUGAAUUCUCUCGAUGUUGAUUAACAUUAAGUACCAUUAAAGCUAGCACAGAUGGUGGUGGUCUUCUGACAUUCUACUUACUAGAGCGUGAGAAGCACCACUGCUCCAUGAAGACAUUUUUUUAUUGACUAUAUGAUUCCACUUUUUAGUAGUUUCGGAUCACUACUUGAGACGCUUGAGACAUCUUUAUGAUAAAUAAGCAGCAAGUAUGAGUAGCAAAACAUCCUGACCUGCGGAACAAGGGUUCUUUCUAAGUGAAGCUACAUGAGAAGGAAAUUUUGGACCGAGACAAGGAGGGCGAUGAAUGGAAGAGUGGCACUAUGGAGUUCGAAGAUGAUCACCAACUAUCCUUCGCAUUGGGGAAACAAGGAGCAACACGCCGAAAACUCGAAAAAGCAAGUGGAUGCAUCCUCCAAUAUGUCGGAAAUACCGCAAUAUUUACAGGUAUUUUCUCACAGUACUAGGCUUGAAGAAGUAUGAGAGGCCCUGCUGUAAACAUUUUCAUUUUUCAUGCCUUUUAAAAGCAAAACUAGAAGUUUAGAAAGAUAGAGUGACUUUCAUUAUUUAUCAACAGACCUCAUGAUCUACAGGGAUAGUAGUAUCUUGAUAUUUGAUCAACAGACUUAUUUUUCCGCAUGCCACUCGCACUCCAAUAUAUCCUAGGGACCAAGCAUCAACGGAAAACGCUAAGGCAAUAUAUGAAGUGGCUCUUUGCACAGUUGGACGGGCCAGUGGAUGUGCCAGACGCUGAAGAACGGGAUGACUGCACGAUGCUCAAAAUCCCACAGGUAACUAGUACUAGUAUUACGAUUCACGCAAGUUGUACUAGGGAAACUCGUACCUGCUUUAUGAUGCGUGGUGUCUCUAUCGUACUGAUUGAAUGGUGUUGCACCAGUCAGUAUGGUCCAGUUGAAAGUUGUUCUUUCAUGGUACUUCUCUGAGUUCUAAGUAACAAGGAUCUACAUUUGAACAGGAAUGCGUCGGCUACAUCACUGGCGCACGUCGCGCGGCUCUUUCAACUAUUGAGAUGGACUUUGGUUGUCUUAUGUUUUUCACCGGUAGCAAAGACGACAAGAGGGACUUCGAAAUGCUUGCAAUAUUUGGUCCGGAGUCCGCUCGAAAAGGCGCGGAAUUGAAAGUAAAGUCCUCAGUCGAAGCGAAGUCGCGAGGAUACUAUGCAGGCUCCUUGCGGGAAAACAAGGAAGAUUAUGGCGAAAUCAAGAUUGGAACUUUUUAGAUAGAAGUUGUAUCUAGACAGUAAACUCCUAGACUAAGAUUAUAUCAAAAUUUGAAUCAUACGGGCAUGUCGAUGCACUAAAAAUACCCUUAGCAGACGUAAAUCAAAGCGAAAUCUGAAGAACAUCUUCUAUGUCUAUCUAAUAGUGUUCGUCCAUCAAAGCUCUGAUUUUCGUAGUUUCUCUUUCGCCUUCCUACUUCUAUCUUCUAACAUCGAUGGGGCCGCCCAGGCUUCGCAACUGAUGUCUUGCGCUUGGUAGAUAACGAUAUCGGAUACGUGCUCGGGAAAGGUGGCGUAACACGCGUCAAGUUGGCCAACGCUAGUGGUUGCCAUUUGCAGGUACACACGACUACGACUAGAUUUGGUGUUUUCAAUGAUUUGAAUGGUAUAGAAGACCGCUUGUUGAUGUCGUUCUUCUACCAGCUCCUAUCUCCUUGAUACAAUUUUUGGUGACCACAGGUGACUUAGAACUACUCAGGACGAGAUUAUAUUUUGCUCGCUCGAAGUUGAGAAAGUGCGUCACGUCCUUUCUCAAGAAAUGAUUUCGAUUUCUUUAUAUACACAGACAACUAAUUUUUUACAUUCACACAUUCAUCAGUACAUUGGUGACUUCGCGUGCAUCGCGGGUACACAGGAAGAGCGAAGAAACUGCCGCGACUAUAUCCAUUGGCUCUUGGACCAGAGGAAUGGGAAGAUUGACGUCGACUCACGAGGACGAAACGAUAUAUUGGAGAUGACCGUUCCGGAGGAGUGCAUCGGCUGGGUCACGGGUAAGCAGGGUGUAGAACUCCGAAAGAUCGAGGAAAAAACCAAAACUUUCUGUUUUUUGGCACGAGAUCCCUCAAGAAACGGCCACGAACGACUACUCAUUUGCGGCACCUUCGAAGGGACGCGAGCAGAAGAAAUUGGUGAGACGGGUUUGAAAAAAAAUAUAUAGAUUAUUAAAGAUCAUUCUACUUACUAGUUGCUCUCGCUUAACCAAUUAUAAGCAAAGCACGACCAUGAACGUUUUGAUCCACUCGCUCUUGUUUACCUUUCUGUAAAUUCUGGAAUUUGUAGGUCGCGCGGGCGCACAAAGGCUGGUUGAGGACUUAGUAAGGGAAAAGCGCGAGCUCGACGCUAACAGGCAGCACCACGGCGGUGGGCGUUUUGGCGGUGGUUAUGGCGGUCCCCCACCGAGACGUGGAGAUAGCCGCAGACGGGGUGGUGGCCGCGGAGACUCCCGAAAUGCAUUCCGUGGUGGUGGUCGCCCUGACUCUCGGCGACGUGGCGGUGGCGGUGGACGAGGAGGCGGUCGCCGUGAAAGCCGCGGCCGUGGAGGUGGACGCGGUGGAGGCCGUUUCUAGCCAGGUCGUGGUGGGUGAUGCAUCUAUUCUGAGAUCGAUGCAGAUGAAUGUGACUGGUUGUGGUUCAAGAUCAUCAGAUACAAAAGAAUAUAUAUAUUGAGUUUGUCGUUCGUUGUCUCAUCACCUUUGUGUCCGUUAUACUAGGGAACUGUACUAGAUGAUCUGAUUUUCAGAUAUAGUCGUUGAGACUUGUGCUUUGGUCGGCCCUUAGCCUCUGUUAUGAAAGUAUGCUCGAUGAUGUAGGAAGAAAUCCAAAAGUACCGACACACACAACUUGCCGCCUGGUGACCUUCUCCCCUAUGCCUAAACAGAGUUAGUAUUAUAGCCGUAACAAGCAUAAGCCUCCAGUGGUCGCGCAUCCACCUGCCCCCGUACUCAAUGCAGAGUACGUAGGUACGCUGCGAGUCCACUGCUCUUCUGAACCUAGAUCAUGCCCAAGUACACUUAAUGACAAUUUCACGCUACAGUACACCUACACGUAGUAAGGUACGCAAUAAAUAUCACAAAUAUCUUGUUCUUGCGCAUCGUCAAUGAAUUUCUUUCGCAUUCGCUGACAAGUAAAAGAUAACGAUAGCGAUUUGGAGCCUUGCUCGUUUUCAUCUCACUUCUCACACUUUUUGAAAAUGGUUUUUAGACUGAAGAGAUGGCGUAAAAUGUAAUUGUACUGCAAAGCAAAGACAACUCCAUUUUUCAGAAUACCAACCCAUGUUGAAAUUGAAAAAGAAGCCAAUGUCAUCGAAGAGAUGGGGAAAACGAAGAAUAUGAUGAUCGUAGAGCACCGCUCUGGUAUGUCUACAACACGUGUAAAUCCUAGGAGAGCUUCAGUACUUCUGCGACUGCCGCAACAACGGUUUCGCUGUGUUCAU